AUGGAUUUUUUGGAUCCCAAUAAUGAUUGCGGACAAGCACUCUUGAAAUUAGCAGGUAAUGGUUCUGCUAUUCUCGCUGAACUUUUAAGACUGUCAAAUCAUAUUCCAGAUGUUUUCCUUUUCGAUUCUUCAUCCAAGGAAAAAAAGAAGGACGAGAAGAACCAGGAGAUUAUUAUGAUUAAUGGAGAAGCAAUUGACUCUGCCACAGCCCAUCUUUUAUACUACGAGCAAAAGAAAUACGAGAAUAUUCUGUUUGAUUUUCAAUACUUGAAGAACUAGGAUAUAUAUGACGCUAAAAUUCAAGGCAACAUUGAUUACAUAGAUCUUGAUGAGAAUUUCAGAGAGUCUUAUAUGGAAAUCAUUGAGAGAUUUUUCUAAGUCUUCGAUUCCAUCUAUAAUUACUAUAAAGAGUUUAAGACUUUUAUUGCUAAUGUAAAUGAGGGCUACUUCAUAGACUUCAACCUUGAGACUAUUUUGCAGAACUAAGAGGGUAAAAGAUUGUUGAUUGAAGUGUUUUACCUUUAUGGUGUGAUGCUUAUACUUUAGGAUAGACUUAUUCCGGCUAUUGCCAGAGAAAGAUUAGUUGUUUGCUAUAUAAGAUAUAAGGGCUAGAAUAGCAGUGAUUAUGUAAAUGAGGUUUGCAAACUUGUCAAGACAACUGGAUACUCUUUUAAUUCUAAGACAAAAGCUGAGACUUUUCCACCCAAUUAUCCUAGUGAUUACUUUAGCAGAUUUAAUAUUGACAGAGUAUUAAUUGAGCAGUUGAUUAACACUUUAAAAGAUGAUGAUGUGUACAAUCAACUUGCAGCAUAUCCCAAUCCAGAACAUAGAUCCGUAGCCCUAUCCAACCAAGCUUCUAUAAUUUUUACGCUCCUCUCUUUCUGUCCAAAAAUUCUACAAAAUGAAAAUGCCAAGAUGAGAGAAAUAGUUGACAAGCAUUUCCCAGAUAACUGGGUUAUACCUAUUUAUCAAGGACAUCUUGUUGAUUUGACUGAGUUCUGGAGUCCAUUCCCAGCAGCUAUGAAAGCGCUUAGUAAUAAUAUAGUGAUUGAGAAUAUUAGAAAAAUUGCUUAAACCCAUCUUUAUAAAAUGCAAGAUUGCUUAAAAAGAUUAGACAAGUAUAUCAUAGAAGGAUAACUUCAAGAAGAGUUUGUGCUCGACCAUGUUAAGGAGCUAAUGAAUUGUCUCAGAGAUUGUAACGUGACAAUAAGAUGGAUCCUUAUCCAUAGAAACUGCAAAAACAAAAAGUUCAAAGAAGUAAUAGAUCAGUGCAGUACUCCAAAAGAAAUUAUCAAUCUACUCUUGAAUCUCUCAAAGUUUGAACAUUAACUCAAGAACAUGUUUCAAAAACUUGUUAGUCAAAAGCAUAAUAUAUGGGCAGAGGAUAAAUAAAAGUGUUAUGAAAAUAUGAAUGAAAUAGCAGAGUACUUCAGUGGUAACAGAAACUGGGGUAAAAAUACAAUAGAUGAAAACUAUGCUAACUGGUUUAGAAACGUCACAAAUAUUGUUGAAAGCUUGGACUAUAAGCAUUCAACUAAAACUGGAAGAAAAAUCUAAUAACUUAUAUAGGCCCUUGAAGAUGUAUAAGUCUAUGAUGUGAUUGAGAGAAGUGUUUAGAUUAAAUACUACAUUUCUGAGACUUAAAAAGCACUUCAUCAUAUGGUUAGAAUAGUAAAUGUUAAAAGAUAAAUUCUUGUAAACAUUUCCUAUAUUACAGAUUUUGCAUAUGCAUGGCUUCUUAUAGAAGACUAUGUUCCAAUAAUGCAAGAGGAAAUUAAAAUGGAACCAAAAGUAGUCUUAUCUUUGAAAACAGUAUUUAUGAAGCUUGCCUCCAUUAUGAAUUAAUCUCUGGUUAGAAUCAUUGAAUCAGGAUCUGAGGAUUUGAGAUCUGUCGCAAAUUAUUAUUCAGGAGAACUUGUAAAGUUUGUUAAAAAGGUCUUAUAAGUAAUCCCUACAAAAAUCUUUUCACUUUUAGAGUCAGUUUCAGUGAUUUUGACUUAAAAUGUUAAAGAAUUUGAGGUUAAGCUUUCCAAAGAAGAAUUGAAAGAGCAUGCCUAAUUUGAUCAUAGGUUUUAACUAGCAAAACUGACCCAUGAGGUCUCAGUCUUUACUGAAGGAAUGCUUGUUUUAGAUAAGACAUUGAUGGGAGUCAUAGAGAUUGAGCCCAAAGAAAUUUUAAUUGAUGGCAUACGUAAAGAGCUCGGCAAAACUUUGGCGCACAUACUGCAUGAGGGAUUUAUUUUCAAAAAGGGUUAAGCUAAUGAAGAGUUGGAGGGUAAGCUUAGAGCUUUGAGAGAAAAAGUGAAAGGACUGAAGAGAUCAAUUGAAUAUAUCUAAGAUUUCUUAAACGUCUAUGGCGAGAAAAUAUGGAGCGAGGAGUUAAGCAGGAUCAUCGAGUUUGCAGUAGAAAAAGAAGCAACAGCACUUGUAUCCAAAAAGUACUCAACAUCUUUGGCUGAAGCUCAAGAGAACUAUUUCAUUCCUAACUUCAUUCCUGAUAAUAAUGAUUUCACCUUUAUGGGUAGAGUUCUCAGACAUAUUACUGAGACCAUUAGUAAAGGUUGUUACAUUGACCAUUUAUCCUCAUGGUAUGAUCAGACUGGUAAUUAAAUGUUUGGGUUAAGGUAUGUCAAUUAUGUUCAAGACUAUCUCGGUACUACUUUCCUCUAGGGUCUGGAUAAAUUGAUUGUUUAUUCAAUUGUGUCCGAGCUAAAUAAAUUCUGCAGAUUCUAUGGUCUCCAAAUUGGAGGUGGUGGUAUUUCCGAUGACAAGAGAGCUAAAGGAAAUAAAGUUAAUAAAUAGCUUCUCUAAUCUAUCAAAUUCUUCGAUGAAGACUUAUCAGAAAACUUGGGUAACUUGAAUCCCUAGUACAUUAAGCAGUAUGCUAUUCUAAUUAAAGCAAUUUAGCCCUUAUAUCAAACCUUUUUGCCUUCUAUUAUUUAGAUUGGUAAACUAUAACUCCUUAGAAAGCUUGUAGUUAAGUAAAUCUACUUUUCAGCUAAGGUUGAAUCUUCAUAAUACACUAGCUGUCUUGAAACUCUCAACUAUACAAUUCUGCAUAAUUUAGAUGAGAUCAAGGAUAAUGCAAAAAGAACCUUUGUUGAAAGAGAGGAAGAGCUUUACAAUCUUGGAGGAAAUGAGACUCUUAAUAAUACAAGACUAUUAACACCAUAGUAAUUAGCUAUGAGAGCUGAAAAAGAAAGAGAUGCUGAGAAUAGACUUAAAGGAAUGUUAAAAGAUAUGACAGUGGCUCUAGAAGCUAUUGGAUUCGUAAACCCAAUGAAUAAAGUAUAUAAACUCACGAAGGAUCUAGAUCACUUCCCACUCGUUGCUGCUUUGAUAACUCUUAAUGCCCUUACUCAGCUAACUUAUGACCCCAAUAUUUACUCUCUUAUUAGAAAGAAUAAGGAGCUUAUAGUUGAUGGUCCUCACUUUGUUGUCGGUCUCAUUACAAUAUUCAAGCAAUAUCACUACAAUAAUUACAAGAAAUUUAUACUCUACCUCAUUCAUUUCAUCAAAGUGUCAAUCCAUUCUGGAGGACCUUCAUCUCUACUUAGCAAGCAGCUACCAGCUGAUGCGAUGAUGACAUUGAAUUUCUUGGAGGAACUCAUCAAGUACGAUGGAUCUUCAAGAGAAAUUAUCACCAAUAAUCUUGGCACUUACAUCUUUGACUACUAUAAGACCUAUUGA
Molecule: messenger RNA, 3690 nt
Organism: Stylonychia lemnae
Lineage: Eukaryota; Ciliophora; Spirotrichea; Sporadotrichida; Oxytrichidae
Source: the annotation of a GenBank genome assembly